This is a messenger RNA of Lontra canadensis (Northern American river otter), 4224 nucleotides long. It is a transcript of the gene BCL6, whose product is annotated as BCL6 transcription repressor. Gene Ontology annotation, molecular function: RNA polymerase II cis-regulatory region sequence-specific DNA binding; protein binding; DNA-binding transcription factor activity, RNA polymerase II-specific. Lineage: Eukaryota; Metazoa; Chordata; Mammalia; Carnivora; Mustelidae. The transcript is spliced from 10 exons. Gene Ontology annotation, cellular component: nucleus. Gene Ontology annotation, biological process: negative regulation of transcription by RNA polymerase II; regulation of cytokine production; regulation of immune system process. The record is from RefSeq and is a predicted model, not a curated record. The coding region runs from base 1029 to 3149 and encodes 706 amino acids.
GCUGGGGUCAGCGCCCUGGCCUCUGCGGAAUCCUAACCGCGUCUCUACGGUUUCGGAGAAAUCGGAUUCCGAAAUCCCGAAAUCUGGCCAGGUUCGGCCUUGCAGCUCCUAUUCUAAAGACUUGGGCGGAAACCGAGCCUAGCAGGGUUCCCCUAUUUGCCAACGUAGGCGGAAGGGGCUUUCUGUUUGGUUUUCCUACAAGAAGUCUGGCGCGCACUGGUUGGAGACCCUCAGUCCUAGGGACUCCCGUCUUUUUGACCUUGAUGCCUGGCGUAACCAUCCUCUUAAAGGGGGCGGAGGCAAGCAAAAAGCAAAAAUAAAUAAAUGACGCACUGGGCAAACAAAGGCCAGAAUUGGGCAAUUUGAAGUUAUAAAGUCUCAGAUUGGACCCGAAUUCCUGGGUUCUAGACUGACUCUGCUACUAACUUGUGCGACUUUCCCCAUUUAUAAAACUUUUGGGGGAAGGGCUGGACCGGGUGAACUCAGAGUCCUGGACCCGGCGCGGGCGAGGGAUUUAGAGGAAAGUGCGCCUAUUCCCCGCGAGCCUCCCGGGGCGGCCCCCCCUCCCCGGGUGAAUCCCCGGCGGCCCUGGCGGCGAAGGCGGCGAUCCUGGCGGCCGUCGGGGGCCGGCAGCUUCCUGGAAAGUUACUUCUCGUUGGAGCCAGCGAUAGGCAGAGAGUGUUCUGUGAAAUCCGUUGAGCUGAGAUCGACUACAUUCCGGGAAUGAGAGGGCUGUGCCAUUCCCCUCACUACCCCCUGCCUUGACAGCGUAACAGGAAAAAAAAAAAAAAAAAAAAAAGAGAGAGAGCACACACAAUGUUAGCUACCGAAGUGCACGAAACGUUUUAUUUGAAUGUAACCAAAUUAAGGGCUGACACGAUCUCACCACGGGGCCUCCGACGCGCCUGCGGGGGCUUCGCGGCAGAUGGGCAGCGGUGCCCGCAGAACGCCCGGGGGUGGGCGGUCCCUGGCGGGCAGAUUUUAAGCAAAAUUUUGGACUGUGAAUCAAGGCGUUGGGUGAAGACAAAAUGGCCUCCCCGGCUGACAGCUGUAUCCAGUUCACCCGCCACGCCAGUGACGUUCUCCUCAACCUUAAUCGCCUCCGGAGCCGUGACAUCUUGACUGAUGUUGUCAUCGUGGUGAGCCGUGAGCAGUUCAGAGCCCAUAAGACAGUCCUCAUGGCCUGCAGUGGCCUGUUUUAUAGCAUCUUCACGGACCAGCUCAAAUGUAACCUGAGUGUGAUCAACCUGGAUCCCGAGAUCAACCCUGAGGGGUUCUGCAUCCUCUUGGACUUCAUGUACACGUCCCGCCUCAACCUGCGGGAGGGUAACAUCAUGGCCGUGAUGGCCACGGCCAUGUACCUGCAGAUGGAGCAUGUUGUGGACACUUGCCGGAAGUUUAUCAAGGCCAGUGAAGCAGAGAUGGUGCCUGCGCUCAAGCCUCCCCGUGAAGAGUUUCUGAACAGCCGGAUGCUGAUGCCCCAAGACAUCAUGGCUUAUCGGGGCCGGGAGGUGGUGGAGAGUAACCUGCCGCUGAGGAACGCCCCUGGGUGCGAAAGCAGAGCCUUUGCCCCCAGCCUGUACAGCGGCCUGUCCACCCCGCCGGCCUCUUAUCCCGUCUACAGUCACCUCCCUGUCAGCAGCUUCCUCUUCUCUGAUGAAGAGCUGCGGGAUGCCCGGAUGCCGGUGGCCAAUCCCUUCCCUAAGGAGCGGGCCCACCCCUGCGAUAGUGUCAGGCCCAUCCCCGGUGACUACAGCCGGCCAGCCAUGGAGAUCUCUCCCGGUGUGUGCCACAGCAGCAUCUACUCACCCAAGGAGGCGGCCCCAGAGGAGACACGCAGUGACAUGCACUACGGUGUGGCCGAAGGCCCCAAGCCUGCCGCCCCCUCGGCCCGGAGUGCCCCAUACUUCCCCUGUGACAAGGCUGGCAAGGAGGAAGAGAGGCCCUCCUCAGAGGAUGAGAUCGCCCUGCAUUUCGAGCCCCCCAGUGCACCCCUGAACCGCAAGGGUCUGGUCAGUCCACAGAGCCCCCAGAAGUCCGACUGCCAGCCCAACUCGCCCACGGAGUCCUGCAGUAGCAAGAACGCCUGCAUCCUCCAGACCUCUGGCUCGCCUCCAGCCAAGAGCCCCACUGACCCCAAAGCCUGCAACUGGAAGAAAUACAAGUUCAUCGUGCUCAACAGCCUCAACCAGAAUGCCAAACCGGAGGGGCCUGAGCAGGCCGAGCUGGGCCGCCUCUCCCCUCGAGCCUAUACCGCCCCGCCGGCCUGCCAGCCGCCGAUGGAGCCCGAGAGCCUUGACCUCCAGUCCCCAACCAAGCUCAGCGCCGGCGGGGAGGACUCCACCAUCCCACAGGCCAGCCGGCUCAAUAACAUCGUCAACAGGUCCCUGACAGGCUCCCCCCGAAGCAGCAGCGAGAGCCACUCCCCCCUCUACUUGCACCCCCCCAAGUGCACGUCCUGCGGCUCUCAGUCCCCCCAGCAUGCAGAGAUGUGCCUCCAUACCGCCGGCCCCACGUUUCCCGAGGAGAUGGGAGAGACCCAGUCUGAGUACUCGGAUUCCAGCUGUGAGAACGGGGCCUUCUUUUGCAAUGAGUGUGACUGCCGCUUCUCUGAGGAGGCCUCACUCAAGAGACACACACUGCAGACCCACAGUGACAAACCCUACAAGUGUGACCGCUGCCAGGCCUCCUUCCGCUACAAGGGCAACCUCGCCAGCCACAAGACCGUCCAUACGGGUGAGAAACCCUAUCGUUGUAACAUUUGUGGAGCCCAGUUCAACCGGCCAGCCAACCUGAAAACCCAUACUCGAAUUCACUCUGGAGAGAAGCCCUACAAAUGCGAAACAUGUGGAGCCAGAUUUGUACAAGUGGCCCACCUCCGUGCCCACGUGCUCAUCCACACUGGAGAGAAGCCCUAUCCCUGUGAAAUCUGUGGCACCCGUUUCCGGCACCUUCAGACUCUGAAGAGCCACCUGCGAAUCCAUACAGGAGAGAAACCUUACCAUUGUGAGAAGUGCAACCUGCAUUUCCGUCACAAAAGCCAGCUGCGUCUUCACUUGCGCCAAAAGCACGGCGCCAUCACCAACACCAAGGUGCAGUACCGCGUGUCUGCCACCGACCUGCCCCCGGAGCUCCCCAAAGCCUGCUGAAGCAUGGAGUGUUGAUGCUUUCCAUUAGAGUCCCUUCUCAGAAUCUACCCAAAGGAUACUGUAACACUUUACGACUUUCAUCCCAUGACGUAGUGCCUCUUUCAUCCACUAGUGCAAAUCAUAGCUGGGGUGGGGGUGGGGGGAGGGGCGUGGGGUUGGGGGGCCAAGGCAGCUUCCCUUCCCCUACUGCCAUAAAACAUUAAGAAAAUAAUAUUGCUUCUUCUCCUAUGUGUAAGGCAAACCAUGUCAGCAAAAAGCAAAACCAUUUUAUAUAUCAAAGUGGGGGAGUAGGCAAAAGUUUUGACUUGACUUGGUCUGCAAAAUGAGGAAUGUAUAUGUUUUGCGGGGACAGAUGUUUCUUUUGUAUGUAAAUGUGCAUUCUUUUAAAAGAAGAGACUUCGGUAUGUUAUCAAAGAGAGGGCUUUAAUUUUUUUAACCAAAGGUGAAGGAAUAUAUGGCAGAGCUGUAAAUAUAUAAAUAUAUAUAUAUAUAAAAUAAAUAUAUAUAAACCUAAAAAAGAUAUAUUAAAAAUAUAAAACUGCGUUAAAGGCUCGAUUUUGUAUCUGCAGGCAGACACGGAUCUGAGAAUCUUUAUUGAGAAAGAGCACUUAAGAGAAUAUUUUAAGUAUUGCAUCUGUAUAAGUAAGAAAAUAUUUUGUCUAAAAUGCCUCAGUGUAUUUGUAUUUUUUUGCAAGUGAAGGUUUACAAUUUACAAAGUGUGUAUUAAAAAAAAACACAAAAAGAACAAAAAAAAAAAAAAGCUGCCGAAGGAAAAAUGUGUAGUUUUGUUCUAGUUUUCGGUUUGUAUAUACCUGUACAACGUGUCCUACGGUGCCUUUUUUCAUGGAAGUUUUCAGCGAUGGACGAGCGCGCCAUCCCUUCUGAAGUGUAGGCAGACACAGGGACUUGAAAUUGUCGCUCACUAAGCUCUCCUUGGGAAUGUUUGUCUCAUCACAUUCUGCGUCAUGCUUGUGUUAGAACUACUCCGGAGACAGGGUUUGGCUGUGUCUAAACUGCAUUACCGCGUUGUAAAAUAUAGCUGUACAAAUACAAGAAUAAAAUGUUGAAAAGUCAA